UGCGUCGGUGUUUUACAGCAAAGCUCCAACAUUCCGCUUCAAGUAUCGAUAUUCAAGUGCUUGCAUAAUUUAGCGAAAACUUUGUCCUCCACCAACAUUCAUAUUGUCAAGUUCAAAGAACCGAAUGAUCAAGUUCUCUUGGAUUUUGUUCUUAAGCACUGUUUCCUAGAAGAUACUCCUGAAGUAUUAUUAAGUACCAAAAGAAAUUUGUUGAAAAGGAUAAUGAACAUGUGCACCAUAGAUAGUUUGAAUUCUACCGUUAUUCCAUACAUUUACGCUUAUUACACAACUAAAAACUAUACUGAUAUCUUCGAAGAUAAUUUUAAAGAGAUGGAGCCGCGAUGCAAAUGCGUUAUGAUCUUAUGCGUGUUCAAGUAUUUAUUAGAUACUAAUAAUCUGCCACAGUUGAAGGUACUCGCUUCUACAUUCGCUAAAAUCAUGGAAGCUGGUUCGAUCAUGAAUCUUUUUCAGCUAUUCUUUCAAUACAUCAACAUAAACGAGAGCAACACACUUUUGCUGAAACAUAUGGUACCAUUUAUGAAGAAGAUUAAAGCAGGCAACAAACGACAACUGAAAAUCUUUAUCGACGAAAAAAUCAGUCACUCGCUGCAUGAAAACGUUGCUAUUAAACAAUUCUUAUUAUUGCUUCGUUAG
Molecule: messenger RNA, 654 nt
Organism: Nicrophorus vespilloides
Lineage: Eukaryota; Metazoa; Arthropoda; Insecta; Coleoptera; Silphidae
Exons: 6
Coding region: 223-654 (143 amino acids)
Source: RefSeq, a predicted model, not a curated record